UUGUGAAAGAAAAUGGUGCCAACUUCACUUCAAUUGUCCGGUUAGUUUUUUUUGUUUGAACGGAAUAGAAAAGAAAACGAAAAAUCGUUGAAAACAUUUCCCACGUAGUUGCAAAUGCGAGGACAACAAUGGCAGAAGAGAGCAACGAGAAGGGAAUCCAAAUUCGAACCCUAACUGGUGAAUCCAUCACUCUUCACAUCACUCCCACUUCAACCGUCCAACACCUCAAGCUUCUACUCAAUCACUCUUUCCCCCCCGCCACAAUCUCCCCCAAUUUCCAUCUCUUUUUCAAGGGAGAUAAAUUGCAAUUGCAUGAUCAAAUUGGUUCUUAUAUCAUCCAAAGCGGGGAGUUUCUUGUCUUGGUUCCAUUCGCCAAGAAGGAACCAACUCGGACGGAGAAACAUGAUGAUUUGUUUUUCUCUUCUCCAAAUGUUGCUUGCAAUGCUUCAACUUCUAAUCUUGCAGAUACAACAUGGUCCAAUAUAAUGGAAGAUUUGUCACAAUUAGGCGAUACUAAUGAAAAAAAGGAUGAUAAUAAUGUAUCUAAUUUCGAAAAAGAAAAAGAGAAAACUGUAGACGUUGAAAUGAAAAGGGGUUUGGGUUCUGAGAAGCAGAUAGAGCUUCCUUAUAAUCUCAUAUUGAACUCACUGGAUUAUAACAGUGAGAGUGUUCUUGGAGAGCAUAGUUGUGAGGUUUUUUCGAAGGUUUUGGAGUCGGUGAAUUGUUUAUCUGAUCUGCCUCUUGGACACUGCAAGUUGUUCAGGAGAGCUUGUUUGAAGGGAGCUUUUUCCAAUGAUGGUGGUGGUGUUACUUGCUUGUGUCCACUGUGGUUGAAGAUCCUUGUGAAGUCGUUUGCUUUCGCAAACAUUUUUUCCGCAUUUCUUCAUUUACAGGGUAGGAAUGUGACAACUUGUCUACUGGAAGAAGCUCUUGAUCAGCUUGCAAAGUUCGGAGUCAAACUUGGCCUCCAUGACAUGAAGCAUCUUUCCCUUCUUUGUCCUCAUUUAGUGUGUUUUGUAGAUGACAUUGGGAAGGUGUGUUUUGGUGAUAUCAUUGUUGUAGUAAAUCAUUCAACUAGUAAUGAAGAUCAAAUUGAACAUAAUCCUAAAAGAGCUCGCAAGUGGCUGCAUGUUUCAAAGAUCGUCGUUACAUUAAAGAGAAGGGACAGUUCUUUCCGAAAAUUUCUGGGGCGGGCUUUUGAGCAGCUUCAGUUUAAAAUUGGAGACAAGAUGAACGUGGGAAUUUCCUUGGAAGAACUACUUGCAGCAGUCAAGGACCAUGAUUUUACCAUAAAAGAAAACAAGUCAAAACAUGUAAAGAGAAGCUCAACCUCCUCAAGACCUGACAAGGACUGCAUUGGGUGCAAUGACACAAAGUCAUUAAUGGCUGUGGACAUGGUUGAACAUCUUAAGAAAGGAAUUGGAUCUGAAGGACAGAUUGUGCAUAUCAAAGACAUAUGUCCCAGAAAAGCCAUUUACAGUGAGAUCCCAGCUGAACUAUCAGAGAAAAUGAGAUCUGCACUGAAGUAUAUUGGAGUUUCCAAAUUGUAUAGUCACCAGGCAGAGUCUAUACAAGCCUCCCUUUUAGGAAAGAAUGUUGUUGUGGCUACAAUGACAUCUAGUGGUAAAUCUCUUUGUUACAACCUGCCUGUUCUAGAAGAGCUACUUAAGAAUCCAUCAUCAUGUGCUAUGUACAUAUUUCCUACAAAGGCAUUAGCUCAAGAUCAGCUAAGAUCUUUGUUACGCAUGACAAAAGAAUUUGAUGUUGACUUAAAUAUUGGUAUAUAUGAUGGUGACACUUCUCAUAGUGAAAGGACAUGGCUACGUGAUAAUUCUAGAUUGUUAAUCACAAAUCCAGAUAUGUUACACAUAACAAUCUUGCCCUACCAUCGGCGAUUUAGCCGGAUUUUAUCGAAUCUAAGGUUUCUGGUAAUUGAUGAAACUCAUACCUACAAGGGAGCAUUUGGAUGUCAUACCGCUCUUAUAUUAAGGAGGCUUAGGCGACUCUGCUCACAUGUAUAUGGAGCUGUUCCUUCUUUUAUUUUCUCUACUGCAACUUCUGCGAAUCCUCACGAGCAUUCUAUGGAACUUGCAAAUUUACCCACAGUGGAGUUAUUUCAGAAUGAUGGAAGUCCAUCUGCAAGAAAACUUUUCAUCCUUUGGAAUCCUGUUUUGCGCCCAAAAGCUAUAUUGAAGAAAGCUCGGUUUGCUAUGGAUAAUGAUGAAUUGGUGGAUGAAAAUGAUAAUUUAGUUCGUUCAAGCCCAAUCGUGGAUGUUUCACGCCUUCUUGCAGAAAUGGUUCAACAUGGUCUUCGCUGCAUUGCAUUUUGUAAAUCACGGAAACUUUGCGAGCUUGUUUUAUCGUAUACACGUGAGAUUCUUCAUGAGACAGCGCCGCAUCUACUGGACUCCAUAUGUGCGUAUCGUGGUGGCUACAUUGCAGAGGAAAGAAGAAAGAUAGAGAGUGCAUUUUUUGGUGGUAAAAUUUGUGGUGUUGCUGCAACUAAUGCUCUUGAGUUGGGCAUUGAUGUUGGAGAAAUUGACGUCACUCUGCAUCUAGGAUUUCCUGGUAGUAUUGCAAGCUUGUGGCAACAAGCUGGUAGGGGUGGGAGGAGAGAUAAGCCAUCUCUAGCUGUCUAUGUUGCAUUUGGCGGACCACUUGAUCAAUACUUCAUGAAAAAUCCUAGGAAACUUUUUGAAAGACCAAUUGAAUGCUGUCAUAUUGAUUCACAAAACAAGCAGGUUCUUGAACAGCAUUUGGUCUGUGCAGCUCAUGAACACCCUCUAAGUGUGCAGUAUGAUGAGAAGUAUUUUGGUGCUUGCUUAGAGAGUGCUUUAAAUUCUUUAAAAGAUAGAGGAUACAUAUGUUCCGAUCUGUCUGAUUCUUCUAGAAUUUGGAACUACAUUGGUCCCGAGAAAUUACCUUCACAAGCAGUCAAUAUCCGAGCAAUAGAAACUGUUAGAUACAGUGUCGUAGAUCAGAAAAAGAAAGAAGUCCUUGAAGAGAUAGAGGAAAGUAAGGCUUUCUUUCAGGUAUAUGAUGGUGCAGUGUACUUGCGUCAAGGGAAAACCUAUUUGGUUGAAAAGUUAGAUCUAUGUAGCAAAACUGCUUUCUGCAAAGAGGCUGAUCUGAAGUAUUAUACAAAGACUCGAGAUUAUACUGAUAUUCAUGUCAUUGGGGGUAAUAUUGCUUAUCCAGUAAUUGAUUCAUCCAUGUUUCCAAAAACAAAUGCCCGUGCUAAUGUAUGCCAAGUAACAACUACUUGGUUUGGAUUUUAUCGUAUUUGGAGAGGAAGCAAUCAAAUCAUUGAUGCUGUUGAUCUAGCACUUCCUCAAUAUUCCUAUGAGUCACAGGCAGUCUGGAUUCCUGUGCCACAAUCAAUAAAAGAAGCAGUGGUCAAGCAAAAUUAUGAUUUCCGUGGAGGUUUGCAUGCAGCUUCUCAUGCUGUUUUACACGUAGUGCCUUUACAUAUAGUGUGCAACUUGUCUGAUUUGGCUCCUGAGUGUCCAAAUCCUCAUGACAGCCGAUACUAUCCUGAAAGAAUUUUAAUAUAUGAUCAACAUCCUGGAGGGUCUGGAAUUUCAGUACAGGUUCAACCCUGUUUCACAAAGUUCUUGGAAGCUGCUCUAGAAGUGCUCACAUGUUGCCGCUGUUCGGCAGAUGUAGGUUGCCCUAACUGUGUUCAGAGCUUUGCUUGUCAUGAAUAUAAUGAGGUUUUGCAUAAGGGUGCGGCCAUUAUGAUCAUCAAGGGUAUUCUAGAUGCAGAAAACUAGUGCUCUAAGGAAUGUGCUGGCUAUUCUGAAAUAUAUAGGGAGAUGAUAUUUUUUCUUAUUUCCACUCCAAAAUUUUAUAAAGAUCAGAAGGCACUUGAAAUUAAAUUAAAGAUGGGUGUUUUAUUCAUUUAUUUACUUUAAAGACAAAUUCAUUUUAGAAGACAUUAUAAUUUGAGUCCUGUUUUUGGUUAAUCAGUUCCUGUGACAGCAUUUUACUAUUGUUGUAAAUAAAUUGGCUUUUAUUAUUAUUUUUAA
Messenger RNA from Cicer arietinum (chickpea), 4028 nucleotides. NCBI's taxonomy places the organism in Eukaryota, Viridiplantae, Streptophyta, Magnoliopsida, Fabales, Fabaceae. The record is from RefSeq and is a predicted model, not a curated record.